GUAGCUGUAUGGCCUGCCACAUAGCGGCCCCUUCCCCUUGUCCCUUUCCUCGCAUGUCGUCGUUUUCAUGUUGAUCGAAGGAAGGCUCCUGGUAAACACAAACAAAAGUCUUUUGUACGGGGUGGGGAGUCAAGCAGCUUAUAAUGUUGAUGAACGCCUUCGCCUAUCCUGCAGUCACCUCCAUUUCGGUGGUGACUUUUCCCUUCUUCACGCUGGCGGCCAAGAAAGAGAUCAGCGCGGCCUUCAGUAGUAAAAUCAAACAACGCCUCGACCUCCCGAAGAAUACUAGCAAUGCCGUCCUCUUCCACACUACCGGCCUCGCCCCUCCCAUCGACUACAUGCUGGUGGACGCGUUGAUGGUGUUCUUCAAGGGCGCGGCGCAGCAGCUAUGGAGCCUCCACCUCAGCAGUGACAACAUCCCGAGCUUCCGGCCGGCCGUAGGACUUGUUGCAGCCGCCGGCCCUCUUCCUCCCACGCCGGCGCCGCUGUGCAGCAGUAGCAGCAGCAACAGUAGUAACGCUGUAUCCCUCCCCACCCCGCCGCGGAAUGAUGUCGCAGUUGGCGAAAGCGCCCCCAGCAGCAGUAGCAGUAGCAAACGUCCACCUGCGCCACAGGUAAGCAGCAGUAGCAGUAGUAGUUCCCUUCUCCUGUCCUCCCUGCCGCAGGCCGGUAUGUCAAGCAGCAGUAGCAGCUCCCACCACCUCUCCGUACCGCCAGCUGCAGAUAGAUCCGGCAGUAAUG
Messenger RNA from Amoebophrya sp. A120, 741 nucleotides. NCBI's taxonomy places the organism in Eukaryota, Dinophyceae, Syndiniales, Amoebophryaceae. The record is from the annotation of a GenBank genome assembly.